Exophiala spinifera is the source of this 1131-nucleotide messenger RNA. RefSeq lists its product as uncharacterized. Gene Ontology annotation, cellular component: transcription factor TFIIA complex. The record is from RefSeq and is a predicted model, not a curated record. Gene Ontology annotation, biological process: transcription initiation at RNA polymerase II promoter; transcription by RNA polymerase II. Bases 1 to 1131 code for a protein of 376 amino acids. Lineage: Eukaryota; Fungi; Ascomycota; Eurotiomycetes; Chaetothyriales; Herpotrichiellaceae. The transcript has 4 exons.
AUGUCGAAGACCUCAGUGGGCGAAGUCUAUGCUAAGGUCAUCAACGAUGUGUGCGAACUCUCACGACAGGACUUUGAAGAAGGUGGUGUUGAGUUGGCAACCUUGGAGUUGUUGAAAGCGGAAUGGCAGAAGAAACUUUCUGGCCUCAAGGUCGCUCAGCUACCUUGGGAUCCCCCUCCAGCGCCUCUCAAAGAGCAAACUCUCCCCAGCAAUGCCAAACCAAUACCUACGACCUUGCCGAGCAAUGGCAACCUCACCGGCACCCCUCCGGCACAACCCUCAGUGCCCUCGCAGCCAGCCAUCAAAGCUGAGAGCAACGGUACUCCUCAGUCAUAUUCACCUCAACCUCAACAGCUGCCCCCGCUCCAGCAGUAUCAAGCUCCAUCGUUCCAGCAAGGCCAGCCCAUGACCGCACGCGACCGGGCGGCGAUGAAUCUACACCAGACAUACGGCCCUCGAGCCGGUCCCCAGAUUGCACAACUGCAGUCCAACCAGUCUCGUGUACCUGGCCCUCCUCAAGCAUCUCCGCCACCCAACUAUAUCAAGCAGGAAGAGGCUCAGACGUUUCCCGGUGUUCAAGACUACUCUCAAUUCCAAGCACCUCUGAAAUCUAGUCAAAACGAUGGCGCGUCCGACGCUCGGGAUGAAUGGGACGCAGAAUAUUUCUCACGCAAAGCUCUCUCUGCCUCACAUGGCGCGGAAGCAGAUCGGCUAAUGCGCGACCACUUCAUAAUGUCUCAACAGUCGCUAGAAGCUGGUGGGCUUCUCACCACCCUCGAAUCCCGACCAGCUCCACGCAGAAAUACCAUCCGCCAAGUCAAUGCCGUGGUCGGCGGCUCCUCCUCAUCAGCCUCAGCGCCACCAAGCAUCACUCGCGCCCAAGGCGACGCUGCAGGUGACGAUGACGACGAUGUUGACGAUGAGGAUGCUAUCAACUCCGAUCUUGAUGAUCCAGAUGACCUCGCCGCCAAUGACGAAAACGGUGAAGAGACUGAACAAGUUAUGCUAUGCACAUAUGACAAGGUACAACGCGUGAAGAACAAAUGGAAGUGUAUUUUAAAGGACGGCAUCUUGCGAGUGGAUGGCAAUGAAUAUGUCUUUCACAAAGGCAAUGGAGAGUUUGAAUGGUAA